AUGGCUCGGCGUGACCCAGGUGCUUGGAAGGCGAAACACCUCGUUCUGUUUGUGGUCAUCGCCCUCCUGGUCACGAUUGCGGUUUCCAGCAUGAAUUGGGCCGUUGGAAGCAAACAUUCUCAAGAUUCUAAAUCGUCGAUGGAUCUUGAGACUGUUCUUGCAGGGCUGGAUGGUUCGUCAAUCUUGCCAGGCUCUCUUGAUCCAUCUAACACUAUCUCGGCCAGACCCUUGAGCUUUGUGUUUGACCCAGAUGGACUGUUCGUAUCUGAUGCUCGCACAGCCGGGCUAACAAUACCGUUCGACGAGCGAGCAUUUCUCGCAAGUCAAGACUGGGAUCUUCCAGAUGCUCAUGGCGUAUACGUAUUGUCUGUCUCUCAUCAGCUUUUCUGCAUCGACUUUAUUGGCAACGCACUCUUGCGGGAAGCCCCUGGCAGCGGAUGGCAACGUCAAGACUCGGGCAGUGACGAUAUCUUCCACCACUGCAUCGAAUACUUAACUCAGACUACCAUCUGUGCAGCAGAUCUUGCUUUGGAGAGAGCCACCAUCCACGUUGAUCCAGGGCCAGAACACAAGUGGCGCCCAAGCGGAGUUCUCACCAACAGUUCCACACAUCAGUGUCGCGAUCGACCAGAUAUCAUCGCUCCCAUCCUAGAUGUUAUCAUUCACAAUACUACAUUGAUGCAACCAGGCUACUGGCUGUAUGCACCUCAUUACGAGAGCAAGGUUUCAGCCUUGCCUGGCUUUCUGAACAACUCACAACUUCAGCAAGGUCCAUACAUCUACGACACAGAUGGAGAACUUGCGUGGAGCGGCACCCAUCUACACGAAUGGAGCUUUGUCAACGAUUUUAAAUACCACCCAUGGGGCGAAUUUUCUCUCUUGGAAGGUGGGACGCUGCGAACCAGCAGUCCUAGAGGAGCCGAGCCAAUGUUUCUCGGUCCAUCAUUGCAGAGGGUAUCGCGGAUGAGGAUGCCUAGCUCAGUCGAGAAAGUGAACCCUCAUGAUCUGCAGCUAUCAAACAGUGGUGAUACAAUAGUGGUCGAGAAGUCAAUUGCAGGUCCUAAGCCGCAAGAUGGAGGCUUCCAGAUGAUUGAAGACCACGUUUUCGAGAUCGAUCGUCACACAGGUGACGUCCUCUUUUCCUGGAACUCUUCCGAGCAUAUCCCAACACCGAAGCCGCGAGUGGUAGACCUAGAAGGCUUUGCCCAGAUUGUGGAGAUGCAUUUUCUACGUGUGAACUCUGUCGAUCGAACGAGCAGUGGCGAUUAUCUCAUUUCCGGCCGAGGCACUAACACAAUAUAUCUAAUAUCCGGUGUUGACGGUGCAGUGCUAUGGCGGCUGGGAGGAAAAGACAGCCCCUCAAGCGACUUCGAACUCCAAAACUUCACUUUCUCAGCGCAACACGAUGCUCGAAUGCUUCAUUUGAACAAUUCUGGCGUGACUACUAUCUCGUUCUUGGACAAUGCAUCCGAUGGCUAUGAGACGAGCGAGACGACGUCUGCCGGUUUUGUAGUUGCACUCAACCACAAGGACAAGACAGCUUCACUGCUGUCGCGGAUGAGUCGACCUGACGGUGGAAUAAGUGAUCGUAGAGGCAACGUACAGGCUCUUCCUGACAAGGGAUUCUCAAUUUGCUGGAGCCAACACGGCUGGGUGACAGAAUUCGACCGCGACGGACGGAACGUCGUUGAAGCACGCUUCAGAGAUGACAAUCUGUACACGUAUCGUGCUUUCAAAGUACUGGAGGCUGAUCUCAAGGCAAUUGCCUCUGCUGAACUUCCGGCUGUCAUCGCUUUCAAGCUCCAGAGCGACGAGCAUCGGGGCGGUGAUGCUUUCUCAUUCACGACAUAUGUUUCAUGGAAUGGCGGCUUUGGUGUUUCUAGCUGGAGAGUCUUUGGAUGCAUCGCCAUGCCCAGUCCGGGAAGCACUGGGGACUCUCAAGGUCUCUCUGAUUGCGAGGGUCAUUGGUCGUCAUUGACGAGUGCUCUUAGGCAGGAAUUCGAGACCCAACUACAUCACACGUCCGAGACAGCCAUCGCAUGGGUUUAUGUUGAGGGCCUGGAUGGGAGUGGAAAAUCUUUGGCUCAGAGUGAGCCGACCGCCAUUAGAAGUCUUGAGAUUGAGGGUGGACCGACGCCAGUACAGGAGCACCAGCAAGCGAUGCCGCUAAUAUCCAGUGCCAUCCAAGAUGGCAAGUCUCAAGAUGGCAAGUCAACUAUAUUGACUAGCCAAGCAACGGCGUCUAUUCAAGCAGAGAGCCCUCAAUAUCGGAUCCACGGCCUUUACGUUCUUUCAAAGACGCCUGACCCACGUUUCGUGAGCUGGAUUACAUGGCUCCUGGUCUUGUGGUGCACCGUGAUGGCGAUCACAUCUAUUAUCUGCCUCAUUUGUUGCCAAUUCCAUGGCAAAGUUGCACGAGAGUCAACGAGGUCUUGA
This is a messenger RNA of Zasmidium cellare ATCC 36951, 2436 nucleotides long. RefSeq lists its product as uncharacterized. The record is from RefSeq and is a predicted model, not a curated record. The transcript has 6 exons. Gene Ontology annotation, biological process: mycotoxin biosynthetic process. Bases 1 to 2436 code for a protein of 811 amino acids. NCBI's taxonomy places the organism in Eukaryota, Fungi, Ascomycota, Dothideomycetes, Mycosphaerellales, Mycosphaerellaceae.